Messenger RNA from Neolamprologus brichardi, 1067 nucleotides. NCBI's taxonomy places the organism in Eukaryota, Metazoa, Chordata, Actinopteri, Cichliformes, Cichlidae. The record is from RefSeq and is a predicted model, not a curated record.
UGCCCGUUAGCGACGUCUAGUAAACAGGAAGUAUGAUGCGAGAAGCGGUUAGUUCAACUGAACUCCAACGAACAAUAAAUUUACAACACUUUGUUAGAAAAUGAAGUACGAAAGGCUUUUGGGCUCUCCCAGAAGUUGCAGUUGUUCUCUGUUGAUGGCCUAUAAUAAGUUUGGCUCCUUUGAGGCCGCUCGGUAGUCGCUAAACUUUGGCUAGCCUGCUGGGUAACUUAGCAGGAUUGUUCAGAGGAUGUGUUCGUCGACUUUUUUUUUUAGCGAGUUUUCUACGUGUUUAGCCUGAUGUCGGUAGCGUUUCCUUGGUUUAUUUUGUUAGUUAGCAGACUUUACGCGUAGCGGUGGGACAGCUACAUGUCGUCGUUAUGGCAGGCAAGGAGCUGAGUCUUAUUGACAAGAACAUAACAAGCUUGCUAGAUAUUCCCCUGAUACCCACUGUAGCGUCACUUAAUCUGCACUGCAAUCACAUCCCGAGGAUCGAGGGCCUGACCUCAGCUUGGCACCUGCGACACUUAGACCUUUCCUCCAAUUGCAUUUCUAAGAUUGAGGGUCUGAGUUCCCUCACUUCCCUGAGGACUUUAAAUUUAUCCUGCAACUUAAUCACCAAGGUUGAAGCACUGAAUGGGCUUGUGAAUUUAACGAGAUUAAACUUGUCCUACAAUCAGAUAAAUGAUCUCAGCGGCUUGUUGUAUCUCCAUGGCACGGAGUACAAGCUGAAACACCUCAGUCUCCAUAGCAACUACCUGGACAGCAUUGAUCACCUCCUGCAGUGCCUUCUGGGAAUACAAGGGUUAAGAGAGGUGACUUUAAGUCAGGAUGGCAGAGACAACCCUGUCUGUAGGUCACCAGGUUACAGGGAGAUUGUUUUGCAGUCACUGCCGCAGGUCUCUGUUCUGGAUGGCCUAAACCGACUGGGAAACCGAUCACCUCAAAGUCUCAGUAGUCUCUGUGAUAUCCCCGGUCUAGAAGAUUACGUGGACCUCCUACUCUCAUCUGACACAAGUCACAAUGAAGCGGUAAUUUUUUAUGCUAAGCUACUAUCAAUUCCAGUGUAG